Messenger RNA from Glycine soja, 1472 nucleotides. Its product is annotated as protein PELPK1. Lineage: Eukaryota; Viridiplantae; Streptophyta; Magnoliopsida; Fabales; Fabaceae. Bases 103 to 1164 code for a protein of 353 amino acids. The record is from RefSeq and is a predicted model, not a curated record. The transcript has a single exon.
AUAUACAAUACAACACCAGCAGUGUACGCUCACAAAACAUCUCUAAACGCUUGUAAAGAUCUCCAUCUCCCAUUGAUCCUCCUGAAGUUUUUGUAUUCAACCAUGGCUACCUAUAGUUGGUCAACUGAGAUAUUUUCAUUUUUGGUUCUAACGUUGUUGUCGACAAGCAGUCACACAAUGGUUGCUGGAGCACGCAAUCUUCUCGAAUCAACCUUGUCAAAACCAGAAGUGCCAACACUUCCCAAACCUCAUGAGUUGCCACCAUUGCCGGAAAUCCCUGAAUUGCCCAAGUUUGAGUCGCCUAAGAUCCCUGCACUCCCGAAACCUGAGCUACCUAAGGUCCCUGAACUGUCUAAGCCUGACAUGUCUAAAGUUCCUGAGUUGCCUAAAGUCCCAGAAAGGCUUAAAGUACCCGAGAUAUCUAAGAUCCUUGAAUUGUCUAAGCCCGAGUUGCCUAAAGGACCAGAAUUACUUAAGCCUGAGUUACCUAGUGUACCUAAUAUCCCUAAGGUUCCUGAAUUGCCUAAACCAGAGUUGCCUGAAGUCCCAAAGUUGCCUAAGCCUGAGUUGCCAAAAGUACCAGAAUUGCCUAAACCUGAGUUACCUAAAGUACCUGAGAUCCCUGAAUUGCCUAAUCUCGAGUUGCCUAAAGUAACACAAUUGCCUAAGUCUAAGUUACCAAAAGUACCUGAGAUCCCUAAGGUCCCUGAAUUUCCUAAGCCCGAGUUGCCUAAAGUUCCUGAAUUGUCUAAGCCAGAGUUACCAAAAGCACCUGAGAUUCCUAAGGUCCCUGAAUUUCCUAAGCCCGAGUUGCCUAAAGUUCCUGAAUUGUCUAAGCCAGAGUUACCAAAAGCACCUGAGAUCCCUAAGGUCCCUGAAUUUCCUAAGCCCGAGUUGCCUAAAGUUCCUGAAUUGCCUAAGCCAGAGUUACCAAAAAUACCUGAAAUCCCUAAGGUCCCUGAAUUUCCUAAGCCAGAGUUGCCUAAAGUUCCUGAAGUGCCUAAGCCAGAGUUGUCAAAAGUACCAAAGCUACCUAAGUCUGAGUUACCUAAAGUACCUGAGAUUCCUGAAUUGCCUAAGUCCGAGUUGCCUAAAAUACCGGAGAUUCCUAAGGUCCCUGAAUUCCCAAAAGUUCCUAAAGCAUUUUCAACCACCAAUCCUUGAGUUUGAAUUAUGUCUUUUGCUUACUUGUCCUCAGGUCAUAACUGGAUGUAUUCCAGUGCCUAGUUCAUGUUGUUUGAUGGGUGUGCUAUGAUAUAUGUUAAUUGUCACUUGUGUAUAAUAUGUUGUAGCUACUUGAGUGCAAUUGAGUCGGUUUACUAGUAUUUUGAACCAUACUAUAGAUUAUGUUUAGUUUGAAGUUUUUUAAAUUGUCAAUUGCAUUGAUAUCAUUGCAUACUGAUAGACAUCCUCUCAUGUGUUAAAUGUUGUGAAUUUAAUAAGAUUGUAAUGUCUGAGUAUAAUUCUCUAGA